AUGUCUCGCACUUCAAGUGGCAAGCUCGACACCGAUCGCGCUGAGAUGGAACAUAUCCAACCAGCCAUGAGCAUCCCUCUCUCCCCUGAAAUGUUCGAACAGCUAUACCUCCAACCCCAGAAUAGAGUCAAGGGGGAUCUCCGCAAGACGUUUGGCAAUCCAACACCAGUUGCGUUGGCCGGCUUUUUACUUUGUACCACUCCAGCAUCCAUGGCAUUGCUGAACUGGCAAGGCGCAGGCGGGUUCGCUGCGGCGGCGGUCGUCGGUGUCUACUUUGGUAUCGGUGGUCUUCUUCUUGUCUUGGGAGGCCUCGGUGAAUGGAUUCUUGGAAACACGUUCCCAUCCACGAUCUUCUUUACAUUCGGUGGCUUCUGGCUGGCCUUUGGUACAACCGUCGUCCCUGGUUCUGGCGCGUACAGCACAUAUUCGACAACCGGCACUGCCGCAGAUGGACUCAAGGAACCCUCUUUCUAUGCGACCUUUGCCUUUUUCCUCGUUGCAAUGACCAUUCUGUGCGCUGUCUAUUGUGUCGCCAGUAUAAGAACUAACGUUGCUCUCUUUACUAUCCUUGCUCUUCUUGUCCCAUGCUUCAGCUGUCUUUCAGCUUCUUUCUUUGCUGUUGCACAGGGAAACACAAGUCGCGCACUACAGUACCAGCACGUCGGUGCGGGAUUACUCCUCGCGGUUACAUUUAUCGGGUGGUAUAUGCUGACUUCGAUCCUGCUCUUGUCGGUCGAUUUCCCAAUCAUGCUGCCGCUUGGGGAUUUGUCCACCAUCAUCCGUGGUCGCACUGAGACGAAGCCAAUCAGCAAGGGUGUCUAG
Messenger RNA from Fusarium pseudograminearum CS3096, 822 nucleotides. RefSeq lists its product as uncharacterized. Gene Ontology annotation, molecular function: acetate transmembrane transporter activity. Lineage: Eukaryota; Fungi; Ascomycota; Sordariomycetes; Hypocreales; Nectriaceae. Gene Ontology annotation, cellular component: plasma membrane. The record is from RefSeq and is a predicted model, not a curated record. The transcript is spliced from 5 exons. Bases 1 to 822 code for a protein of 273 amino acids.